CACCUUCCACCUUUGCCUUGCGGCCAUGAAUACGAAGCGGCACUAACGAAAAUCAGAAGCAGAUUAGGUAGAUAGAAACCCGAAAAAAUAAGAGAAACCCUAGUUUUCAUCGAAAACCCAAAAUCAAUCGAUCAAACAUAAAUUGUAGAUCGAAAUCAAUCGGAUUCAUCGUAAUCGGCGUCUGUAAGCACUCAAUUUCGAGGAUUUGGUGCUGUAUGAACAGGAAAUCAGGGAUUAAGCAGAGAGAUAGAUAGAGAGAGAGAGAAAGGAGAGAUCUUUAUAAUUUUGAUCAGGAGGAAAAAACACUAUGUCUGCAAUAGUGUGCGGGAAGAGAUCUUUCUUUGAAGAACUGACUGUUACUAGCCCACCUGUGUCGAAAAGAAUCCGUUGUUCUUCUUCCUCUCCUGUUCGUUUUUCUCCUCCUAGAUCGAAUACUCUUGCUUCCAAUCCGCCUUCGUUUAAUUUCGGUUCUUCUUCUUCAUCUUCUUCGACUUUGAUCGAACAGCUCGCCGCCAUUUUCCCUGAUAUGGACAAGCAGCUUAUAGAGAAAGUGCUUGAAGAAUGUGGUGAUGAUUUGGAUUCAGCUAUCAGAAGUUUGAAUGAUCUUCGUUUAGGAUCUGCCGAAAACUUCAGCGCAGCUGCAGAUAAGUCUGAUGUGAUUGAUGAGUCUAAUGUUCCAGCACAAGGGGUAGCAACAACUGGUGCUGAGGCUCCUCCUACUGAGGAUCUGUCAGCGUCAGCACACCUCUCAUUGGAUGGUGCGGAGUGGGUGGAGCUCUUUGUUAGGGAAAUGAUGAGUGCCUCCAAUAUUGAUGACGCCAGAGCACGUGCUUCUCGGGCACUGGAAGUUCUGGAGAAGUCCAUCUGUGCACGUGCAGGAGCAGAGGCAGUUAAAAACUUUCACCAGGAACACAUGAUUUUGAAGGAACAAGUGCAAGCAUUGAUCCAGGAAAAUACGAUUCUCAAGCGAGCAGUAUCUAUUCAGCAUGAGCGUCAAAAAGAGUAUGAAGAGAGGAACCAGGAGAUGCAGCAGCUGAAGCAAUUGGUGUCCCAAUACCAGGACCAGUUGAGGACCUUGGAGGUAAACAACUAUGCGUUGACAUUGCACCUGAAGCAGGCUCAACAAAGCAGCUCAAUCCCAGGACGUUUCCACCCUGAUGUCUUCUAACAAACUUCCAUGGCUCUCGGAUGAAUUGUAAGCGAGUGGGCCAGGAUCCCAAGGCAGUGCAAUUAUGAGCUAUCAUAUGGUGCCUGACUGCACAUGUUAUGUUUUUUCCUUCCCCGUGUCCUAAGGGUGCCUUGAUCAAAAGACAAAUUUAGUUUGCAAGUGUCUUUACUUUGAAUCAUGUUUGGAAUGCAGAAAUGCUUGUGGUUUUAUAUUACAUAAACACAUUUAUCAAUAAUAAUUUAUAUAUGUGAUUGGUAUUGAUGUA
Molecule: messenger RNA, 1433 nt
Organism: Populus trichocarpa (black cottonwood)
Lineage: Eukaryota; Viridiplantae; Streptophyta; Magnoliopsida; Malpighiales; Salicaceae
Exons: 5
Coding region: 308-1168 (286 amino acids)
Molecular function (GO): ubiquitin binding
Source: RefSeq, a predicted model, not a curated record